This is a messenger RNA of Mercenaria mercenaria, 3071 nucleotides long. RefSeq lists its product as uncharacterized. Lineage: Eukaryota; Metazoa; Mollusca; Bivalvia; Venerida; Veneridae. Gene Ontology annotation, molecular function: protein binding. The transcript is spliced from 7 exons. The record is from RefSeq and is a predicted model, not a curated record. The annotation marks the transcript as partial.
AUCCUAUGACAGAAGAGCAAAGACAACAAGAGUACAACAAGAGACAACCUUUUGACACUUCCAAAGUUGUAAAGACAGAUGAAUGCAAGCCAAAAGCAGCUCCAAGGAAGAAACGCCAAGAUAAUAAACCAUCAGCUCCUAAAAAUCUGACCACCUCUGAUAUCACUUCUGAAUCAUGUCACCUUCAUUGGCAAAAACCUGACCAUGAGAAUGGUAGCCCUAUCACAAAGUACAUUGUUCAGAUAUGUAAAAGUGGUGAAAAAGACUGGAAGGAAGCUGGUUCAAGUACUACCACUGACACUGUUGUACAUGGAUUACAAAGACGGACACAAUAUCUUUUUCGAGUAGCAGCAGAAAACGAAGUUGGCAUAGGAGCAUUUGGGGAACUUUCAGCACAUAAAACUACAGAGGAUAGCUCAGAAUGGGAAUAUCAUGAUGAAAAUACAGCCAAAGCGAAAUGUGGUGAUUCUAUAGUGUUGAAAGUACCCUUCAAAGGUGCAAAACCAAGUGUUUCCUUAUUGCACAAUGAUGGUCCAGUCCAAAAUAUGACAAGAGUAAAAGCAGAAAUAAUAGACAGUUGUGUAUGCUGUCGUCUUCAGGAGGUUGACCUGGCAGAUCAAGGGGAAUACACUUUAACAGUGGAAAAUGACACAGGAAGAGGAACUGUAGUUGCAAAUCUUAUUGUUCUAGAAAGGCUGCCAGCUCCACAGAAUCUCACUGCUAAUUGGACCACACCAGUGUCAUGUCAAGUUAACUGGCAGGAACCAGUAGAUUUAGUUGGAAGCAAAAUAAAGGUGUACGUUGUCGAGAUGUAUUUGAAAGAAGGAAAACAUUAUUCGACACCUAAUUCCUACCAGUGUGAUACAACUUUCUUAAAUAUAAAAGAUUUAGACAGCAACAAUCAGUACCUGUUUCGUGUAGCUGCAAAAAAUGAAGUCGGCAUCGGAGAAUUUACAGCUUUGCAGGGAUUGAAAACUGUAAAGAAUAUUGAUGGGAACGAGGACAGCCAGCUUUUCAUUCCUGUGAGAGUGCACAUAGGAGGUGAAAAUGAAUGCAUCGAUGCAGUCUUCAAAUCUAGCAGUGAAUACUUGAAAUGGAUGUUUGUAAUUCAAAAUAAUGAGGCAGCAAAACAGCUGAGUAGCCCAGAAACAAAACAGCCGAGUAGAUCAGAAGUUGUAGUAGAAAAUGGAGAAAUAGCUGUUACAUUGAGUCACAAAUCAGACAGAAAACAAAAAGUGGAAGCUGUUAAUGAUUGCCUUCAAACGUCGAUAAACAAGCUAACUGAUAUACUUGUUGCUUGUUUUGAAGGGAAUGGAAAUGAGAGUAAAAUUUCUGAAAUUAUUGAGCAGUCAGAAUUGGUGAAAGAACAUAACCUCUACAUUCAUUUUGACAAAAGAUUGCAAAAGAUCUACUUAGUCUGCUUUGUGAACUUGGUAGAACAUGUGGAUAAAGAAUUCAGACAGGCAUUGGUAAAGGUAAAGUCAGACUUCAAAGGACACUUUGGGAUUGAUUUGGAAUAUCAGUAUGAGAGUAAAAUAUCUUUUAGCAAUGUUGAGGAGGCGAUAACAAGCAAAUUUCCUGAAGUACAUUUUGAAUACACAGCAGACUACAGGAAAAGAUCUUGCAUUUGUUAUUUGCAGGGUCAAAGCAUUGUAGAACUAGAAAAAGCCAAACAAUUUGUUCAGCAGGAGGUAGGAAGAUUUACCUAUAACAGUUUUUCUUUUUCUGAAAUCAAAAACAUACAUGCUAUUGAUGAUGAGCUGGCUGUUGAAUAUCUGAAUAUGGAGAUAAAAGGUAUGUGUGAAGCAUCUUCUUUUGAAGGUUUGCACAUUGAAGUGGACAGUGAAGAAAAGCGAGUAGUUAUUGCAGGCUGCAAGCAAACAGAUGUUGACAAUCUUGCCAGUAAGGUAAAGUCAUGCAUUUCACACAAAAGUUUCCAGCUCCAGGCUUCAGAAAAAAGCCAAAAAGAGUUUUUGUCAAAUAUGGUUUCAAAAUUCCAUGGCAGAAUAUUCGGGUCUUUCAGAGAAGGGAAUUGUCAUUGCUAUGGCAGUUCAGAGGUCAUGAAAAUGAUUCAGGAGCAUAUUGCAAAGCAAGAAGGUGAAAAAAAGAAUCCUUGCAAGGAAAUAUUAGAUGAAGUUAGCAGUGAUCUAAAAAUGCAAACAAAGAUAAAUAGAUUUGCUGUUAUAAAAAAGUUUGACACUUUUCACUUCAUCAAGGACAAAGUGGACAUGGAGGACUUGAAAUUAGGUAGUGAUGUUUCAGUUAUUAUUAAAGAGACCUCAGAUAAAUUUGGGUUUCUGAUUCAGGGAACAGAGGAAUCUAUCGUUAAUUUAGAAAAUACAAUACAUAUCGUAGAAAGUCAGGUACAGGAAAAGGAAAUGAGCGUAAAAGUAUUGAAUGGUCAGAUGGAAAUUUAUGAGGCUUGUACUAGAGAAAUAGAAAGAGAUUGUAAUGUGUUGAUAAAGAAAUUGCAGGAAACUGAUUUUCCAUGUGAAAGUGUCCCUCAAAGGAAGCAGUGGGCUUUUGUAGGAGGUCAAACACUGAUAAUUUCAUGUGAUUCUGCACAAAAACAAUGGAAAGAUCUUUUUGUAGAAUUGAAACAAGUCAGACAAAUUGACAAAGAACUAAAGCCUCAGUUAAAGAAGAAUGGAAACAGAAAGGUCACAGAAUUGUUUAUUCCAACAUACAGUAAAGAUGAAGAUGCUGGAAAACAGAAACAUUUCUUGCAAGACUCGACUGAAAAGGUUCUGAAACAAGCUUUACACUGCCAAUGUACACAUAUCUGCAUUCCUGUUGAGGAAUUAUAUGGAUGGCCUUUGGAGAAAUUUGUGAAACAAAUUUUUCAUGUUGUCAUUGAGCAGUUCAAGCAUAUUUCCAAUAAACUGCCAAUGGUCAUUGAGUUGUGCUUGCCAAAGAAAGAAGACUUUAUGGAAUGUUGUGAUAUUGCUGCUAAUGCCAUGCCGGAAACUGUUUCUGAAUUAUCAGAUGACAGUGAGACAGAUGAAGGUGUUCACAGUGAUGGUAAAGGGAUAAGUGUUGUUAUAGAAAAUGGAAAAUUGGAUGAAACUGAG